This is a messenger RNA of Amphibalanus amphitrite, 2897 nucleotides long. Its product is annotated as protein daughterless-like. The record is from RefSeq and is a predicted model, not a curated record. Bases 26 to 1756 code for a protein of 576 amino acids. The transcript is spliced from 16 exons. Gene Ontology annotation, molecular function: DNA-binding transcription factor activity, RNA polymerase II-specific; RNA polymerase II cis-regulatory region sequence-specific DNA binding; protein dimerization activity. Lineage: Eukaryota; Metazoa; Arthropoda; Thecostraca; Balanomorpha; Balanidae. Gene Ontology annotation, biological process: regulation of transcription by RNA polymerase II. Gene Ontology annotation, cellular component: transcription regulator complex.
CCGCGGCAGACAAUGGUGAGGAAAGAUGGCGGCCAGCGACGAUAACCCUAUGCAGCUCUACGAAGUUUUUCAAAAUUGUUUCAACAACAUCGCAAAUAAGCAGAAAGACAAACAUGGCCAACCGGUUGCCACCUACGGAGACAGCCAGGAGAUGUACCCUCCGACGCCCGGAGCGCCGCCCGGUGGUGCGCCAUCUGUAGGCAACCCGUACGGCCCUAGUUCGCCGUAUUUUCCGUUCAGUGGCGCCACUGGUUCACAGGGCUCCAGCUCGGCGGGUAAGCGAUCAGCACUGCCUUCAGUAGGGAGCUUGAAGAAGCGAGAAGAGGCCGGGAUGGACGCCAAUGGGAAGCCGAGCUCCGGAGGCGGCCAGCAGCAAUGGGUAAGCACUGCGGGCCACUGGAAGGGCGCUCUGGGUGGAUAUAGGACCGACCAUCUCACGUAUGUUGGUGAUGACUACUCCACGGACCCGGCCGGCCGGUACGGAUCCUACUUCCUCGACGGUGGCGCCCCUGGCGGCGAUCCGUGGAACCCACAGUAUUCGACCUACUCGCCAGGCGGCCUCAUGGGCACGGCUCAGGCGUCGCCCCACUAUGGCAUGACGUCGAUCGCUGACGGCAUGGUCUGCGGCGGCGCCGACCUGUCCACGGGUCUGCCGUCGAUGGCGUCGUUCCGCGCGCCGCCGUCCUCCACACCGGCGGCCGUGUCCCCGCUGAUGUCGGCCGGCUCGCCCAUGUACAGUGGCGCGCCACCCCCCUCGGCACCCCCGCCGCCGCCGCCCGCGCAGCCGCCCAACACCGGCGACACACUCGGCAAGGCGCUGGCGUCGAUAUAUUCCCCGGAGCAGGCGGGCGGCGGGUACGGCGGAGCCGCGGUCCCCACCACCCCGAACCCUCGAAUGCCCGACGAGCAUUUGGAUGAUGCCAUUGGCCUUCUGAGGGAUCACGCCCAGGUGGUACAGGGGGGCCGGAUCGAGGAGCGGCUCGAUGACGCCCUGAUGGUGAUGAGGAGCCACGCCGAGCCGCCGGCCGGCAUGGGCCUGCACCCGGCCGCCGGCGGGCCGCCGCCGCCGCAGCACCCGCACGGUAACGGCCUGCUGUACAACAUGGAGCAGCACGUGGCGGGCCUGCGGGCGGCCGCCGGCUCUGCGCCGCCCUACGGCCAGCUGGUGUCGCCCACCGACACGGCGGACAGGACACCCGCCGGCGCCAUGUUCACAGAGAAGCGGAAGGACGCGCCCGACAGCACGGACCUGGCGUCCAACCUGUCCUCCAGCUCGGUGGCCGCCUCGACCACCUCUGCCGCCUCGGCCGCCUCCUCAAAGGCCAAGCGGGCGCGGAGAUACCCUGGACAACGGUCCGAUGUCGAUUGUUGCAGCGAAGAUGAGACUGACCUCGACCCGGGCACCAAACUCCUCCGGGAGAAGGAGCGACGCAGCGCCAACAACCAGCGGGAGAGGAUCCGCGUCAAAGACAUAAACGAGGCGUUCAAAGAGCUUGGUCGCAUGGUCACUGUGCACAUGGCGACGGACAAGGCGCAGACCAAGCUGGGCAUUCUGCACCAUGCCGUCGAAGUGAUCAGCCAGCUGGAGGCGCAGGUCCGAGAGCGUAACCUGAACCCGAAGGCGGCCUGCCUGAAGCGGCGGGAGGAGGAGAAGGGGGACGACAUCCCUCACCACCUCCACCCGGCCGCCGCCGGCGCCGGCAUCCCCUUCAACAUGAACGUGACCAACGUCAGCCACGCCGUACGUAGCACCUAGGCGCGGUGCCCUCGCACUCCUUACAGCAUCAACAGUAGCGACACCUAACGGCAGCCAGUGACACCCGAACUGUGGCAGACGGCCGCACGUGGCGCUGUGGCCAGCCGCGGCGCAGCGCGUCCCAUGUGAUACCUAUUGACUCUGCCGCGCGCCGCUGCGUGGCGCUAGUGUACAUAGAGUGGGCGCGCCCGGUGGCGCAGCGGCGCGGGACGGUAGCGUAGGCGGGGCGCGGCCAGCCGGCUCGCGCGCAGCGACCAAUCGACAAGGGCGCCGCACAAGUGUUCUGUGUACAAAGCUGCUAUUUUAUGAGCGAUGGGCCCGCGUGCGCCGGCCGCGCGCAGCGCCUGGCUCGUGCAUGAUAUUCCAUAAGUGCAUUACGUAUUUCGCUCGUGCGUUGUGUCUCAUCCCGGGGUGCGUCCCUCCCGCUGCCCGUCCCCUCCCGUUCCCUCACCCUCUCUCGCCCUAUUUUAUCUCUUCUCAUGACGUCAGCCGGCCGGGCGGCCGCCGCCGUGCGCGCCGUCCGGCCGGCCAUCCGACGCGUCAGUAUUAUGAGCAUUCCGUCAGUGAGAGGCCCCGUGUACAUAGGCCGGGCGUCGGGCCCUGAUCUCGCUAGCGGCCCGCCCCGUCCCGCCCCCCUGCCCCGCCCCCGCUCGGCGGGCGCCCCGUUUGCUCAGCCUGGCAUUACCGUGUGUGAUGGGUGGGGAGAGUGACCGGGGGCACAGUGUAAUGCUGAGUUGUGUCGCCGAUGUGUGACCGUGUGUGUAUGUGUGCGGGUGGCGCGCGCUACUGCCGACCCGCUGCUGCUAUUUUUGUGGUGAUGAGCUUCGGUGGACAAUUUGCGCGCGCGCGCGCGGGGCGCCGCGGUGUGUCUCGGCGGCGGGGUGUACUUUGGCGCGCGACCGGCCGCCAUGGCGGGGCCGUGUAGCGGGAGUCGGCGGCGACUCCGCGCGAAAUCAGUUCAUUCGGCGCGCUGUGUGUGUGGGAGAGAGGUCAUUGUUUUUAGUGUGGCCCGCGUGGUGGUGAAGACGUUGUUUUCUUUGUUGAGUGCGUGUCACCGCGCAGUCUAUGUGUUGUCUGUACUUCGAAUUGCAUUAUACCUGAGUACGAUAGUCGAUUGUAGGAAAUAUAUAUCCAUGUGCCA